CCAAGGUAGCAUGCAGCAGUGGAGGGAGGAUGCUGCUGGGAGGAGCGCCGUGCAGCAGAGGAGGGAAGACGCUGCUGGGAGGAGCGCCGUGCAGCAGAGGAAGGAGGAUGGAGGGCAGCUGGCCCCACGCAGAGUGUGCCGGUGUUGCCGUGGCUGGAAGCAGAGUGUGCCGAUGCUGCCGUGGCUGGAAGCAGAGUGUGCCGAUGCUGCCAUGGCUGGAAGCAGAGUGUGCCGAUGCUGCCGUGGCUGGAAGCAGAGUGUGCCGAUGCUGCCGUGGCUGGAAGCAGAGUGUGCCGAUGCUGCCGUGGCUGGAAGCAGAGUGUGCCGAUGCUGCCGUGGCUGGAAGCAGAGUGUGCCGAUGCUGCCGUGGCUGGAAGCAGAGUGUGCCGAUGCUGCCGUGGCUGGAAGAAGAGUGUGCCGAUGCUGCCAUGGCUGGAAGCAGAGUGUGCCGAUGCUGCCGUGGCUGGAAGCAGAGUGUGCCGAUGCUGCCGUAGCUGGAAGCAGAGUGUGCCGAUGCUGCCGUAGCUGGAAGCAGAGUGUGCCGAUGCUGCCGUGGCUGGAAGCAGAGUGUGCCGAUGCUGCCAUGGCUGGAAGCAGAGUGUGCCGGUGCUGCCAUGGCUGGAAGCAGAGUGUGCCGGUGCUGCCAUGGCUGGAAGCAGAGUGUGCCGAUGCUGCCGUGGCUGGAAGCAGAGUGUGCCGGUGCUGCCAUGGCUGGAAGCAGAGUGUGCCGGUGCUCCCCACACCCUUUAAGAGCGCAGAGCAGCAGAGUGUGGAGGAUGGGAGGCAACUGCCCCACACUCUUUGAGAUGGCAUGUAACUCACCCAUGAGGUGAUGGGGUGAUGAGGGGGUGGAGGAGAAGGGGAGGAUGCAGCUGAAUCAACAGGUUCCUCGGAUUCCGAAGCAGAGGGGCAUGCUGAAGCAGAGGAGCAUGCCGAAGCAGAGGAGCAUGCCGAAGCAAGAGGAGCAUGCUGAAGCAGAGGAGCAUGCUGAAUCAGGGGAGCAUGCUGAAGCAGAGGAGCAUGCUGAAGCAGAGGGGAAUUUGAAGCAGGGGGGAUGUUUUUAGCAGAUGGGUGGCAGAAGCAGAAGGGCAAAGCUGAAGCAGAGAAUGCAGGUGAAGCAGAGAGGGAGGGGGGAGCUGAAGCAGAGUGGAAGUUGAAUGAGGGGGAAAGAGGGGAUCCAGCUGAAACAGUGGUGGAUGCUGGAGGCGAGGGGGAAGCUGAAGGUGAGGGUGGAAGGGUAGGAGAGGUGUGGGAGGAGGGAUGGACGGUGUCAGGGAGUGGGAGGUGGAAGAGUGGAGGGGCGGAGGGGGGCGGAGGGGGGUGGCAAAACUAUACCAUCAUAGCAAUACCAUACAUCCUAGCCAUUCGCAUGGCAAAAGUAUGCAUCCUAGCCAUUAUUUUGGCAAAAGUAUACAUCAUAGCCAUUAUCAUGGCAAAACCAUGCAUCCUAGCCACUAUCAUGGCAAACAUAUGUCCCAACCAUUGCUGGGGGAACCGAAUCCCCCACCACCAAUGGCUUGGGAAACUACCUCUUCCCUACUUCUUGGUUUUUCACCAUGCAUCCCAGCCACUGCUUGGGAUAUGCCUGUUUUCUAACCCUUACCAGGGGAACUAUCUAUCCUAACCACUGCUUCGGGACCAAUCCCCAACCAGUGGCUUGGGAAAUACGUGUUUCCUACUUCUUGCUUUGGGCUAUACAUAUUUUCCAGCCAUUGGUUCGGGAAACCGGGUUUCCUGGCCACUGGUUGGAUGAACUACUUGGAAACUACUACUAUCUCUCUGUUGCGGGAACCAUCUGUCGCAGCCACUCACCCGGGAAACUGCAUCUCCCGGCCAGUGGUUUCGAACAUGGCUGCUGCCUAAUGUUUUGGGACUCCGGUCCCUGCCUUGUUUUGGCCAUGUGUUUACCGGGCGGCGGUCCCCCACCUCCUAGUGGUGUCCGGGUGUAACGCUAGGGGCAGUGCUAACACCCCUAGCGGGCAAGAGGGGUCCAGAUUUUUAUUGUAUGGUAGCAAUACUGGGCUAUACAAGUCCGCUUUAUUUUUGCAGCGUUAUGCAGUAUGGUUAUGCUUUGUUUAAUUGUGCUGAUCAUUUUGCAUUAAACAUAUUGUUUUUGU
This is a messenger RNA of Closterium sp. NIES-67, 2117 nucleotides long. Lineage: Eukaryota; Viridiplantae; Streptophyta; Zygnematophyceae; Desmidiales; Closteriaceae. The record is from the annotation of a GenBank genome assembly.